AUGGUUUACUUGCAUAUGAAUGUUCCCGAAGAUUCAACUAUUAUUCCAAGGUACUGUCGAUAUUUGUGUUUGAAAAUUAAUCAUAGAGCUAUACCAUUUCGACUACUGACCAUACCAGUUGAGGUGAGCAAUAAACUGAUUACAUUGAUUCUACGAGAACAUGAGGAAGCAACACAAGAAGAUGUUGAGGAAAUAACGCUUCAAGUAUACAAAAAAAGACGCAUGAAAGUAACAACUGCAAUAUCAAAGUUCCUCGAUAAGAUGUCGGUAAGACUUAUACAUUUGCGUAUAUUAGUUGUAGAAACUGGAAUGAUCCAAAGGCUACCCAAUGAAAUUAGCAAGUUGGUUAACUUGAGAUACCUCCACCUUUCAAAGCUUAAGAUGGAGUUACUUCUGAAAUCACUUUUUGACCUACCUAAUUUACGGAUUUUAAGUUUGCUUCGCUGCCAAAAGCUUCAAAAGAUACCUGAACAAAUCCAUCAGCUUAAAAAGUUGCAGAUUUUGAAACUAGCUUAUUGCACAAAGCUUCAGCGGUUACCAAAAUCUAUAACAAGGCUUAAAAACUUGGAAGUGAUUGAUGUGGAAGGUUGUUGUUGGCUCAGCAAACUCCUAGAUGAUUUGGUCAGUUUUAAAUCACUGAGAAUCCUCAACAUCACAAGAUGUGCAUCCUUGUCUCAAAUUCCCCGUGGGAUUGAACAAUCAAUUGACCUUCGUAAGUUGUCAGGAAUAUUUGUCGGUGUCGAUGGAGGUUUUGUGCUCGCACAGUUGCAAACUUUAACAAAUCUUCAGGAAAUAAGAUUACGAAACCUAGAACGAGCAGAGAAGACUCAAACUGAGGUACUCGAAGCUCUCCGACCAAACGUGCAUUUGAAAAUGCUAGAGAUCAUUUCUUAUAAGGGAGUGGAAUUUCCUACUUGGAUGAGUAAACAAGAACUUGUCGAUUUCGAUUCUUUGGUUGAAGUGAGACUCAUCAAUCUCAGGAGGUGUGCUACAUUACCAUCACUCGGUAGACUUCCUUGUCUCGAGAAGCUUGAGAUAAGUGGCAUGGAUUUAAUAAAACACAUAGACGAUACAUUUUACGAUGAUGGCAACACAUAUCCUAAGUUGAGAGAGCUCACUUUCUCGGAAAUGCUUGCACUAGAGAAAUGGUAUGUGCCGAAAGCAAACUAUGUUAUUUUUUUCCAAGAGCUUACACAAUUGACACUAGUUCAGUGCCCAAAACUCAAGGAAAUAGAUCUGCAUGAUUAUUGUGGUACAAUGAGAGUAUGGUUGAACAAUGAGACAAUAUGGUCUGCUGAAUUUUACCGUUGGUACAACCUUCGAUACAUCGGAAUUAUAGAGAUAGUCGGGUGCCAAGAGCUGAGAUGUUUGCCACAGGGUAUGGGAAGGUUUGAGCGUCUAUCAAAGAUGACAAUUAAUAGUUGCAACAAUUUGACGACUUUGGUAGCAUUGGAUUCACUUAUAGAAUUGAACAUAUAUGCUUGCCCACUGCUAGCAUUCAACCUAGAAGCAUUUACAGAACUUAGGAGGCUUACAAUUAAAGGCUGCCCGAAGAUGCAAAUGUGA
This is a messenger RNA of Zingiber officinale, 1566 nucleotides long. RefSeq names its product putative disease resistance protein RGA4. Lineage: Eukaryota; Viridiplantae; Streptophyta; Magnoliopsida; Zingiberales; Zingiberaceae. Bases 1 to 1566 code for a protein of 521 amino acids. The transcript is spliced from 2 exons. The record is from RefSeq and is a predicted model, not a curated record.